AUGAGUGUUUCGGAAAAUAAUUCUCCUGCUCCAGGUACAUUUAAGACACCUACUGCAACACCUACCCCACUCGUCAUGAACGGGGACAGUAGACAUGAUAGUAAUAUUGCCAUUCCUUCAAACACAUUUGAAUCAAUUGUACCGAUCCCGGUAACUGUAUCUAGGAAGCAAUCUGGUGGCAUUCUGACGGGUCCACUAGCCAAUCCAACCUCUUUGCAAUAUUCAUUGUCUAAUUUAAAUAUUUUUCAAAAUUUACCUUCAGAGACUCAACAUGGUGUGGAUGAUCUAACAAGAAUGAAAAUGGCUAUGUUAAGUACUGUUCCAACUGAAGUGAAAUGGGCUCUAAAGAAAUAUUUAGCAUAUAGUAACAAAGCUCCUUAUAUGAUUAGUUUAAACAAUUUACCUGAGUUGUUACCAUCUUUUGCAUCGUUUGUAGUGGCUAUGAAACCAUUGAUAGAAAAUUUCGAUGAACCAAUUAUUAUUGAUGAACAAAAGAUGGCUAUUUUACAAAAUGGGGUUAAUGGAUUAUUGAUCUUAAGAAAUUUAGCCCAAGAUAUGGAUUCUAUACAAGUCUUAAUUAAGGAUGAAUCAAUUAAAGAUUUUAUUCUAUUCAUUCUAAUAAAAUUUAAAGAAAAUAUAUCCAGUGAUUCAAAUUGGGUGGUAUAUCAAUCAAAUACAUCAUAUUUUAAUGAAUUGAUUCAUUACGUGGUCGAUUUAAUGGAAGCAAUCUCUACCUAUUUAGCACCAGCAGGUAAAGAUAAUAAAUAUUUCCAAAAUUUAGUAAAUAUUUUGAAUAAAACUAAAGAUAGAUAUAUGAUUAUCUCGAUAUUAAGAUCAUUAUCGCGUUUAUUGGUUAGAUCAAAGGAAGAUGAAGAGAGUGCAGCUAACAAUUUGGAUGAAAAUACUCUAAGUUAUAUUGUCUCGUUCUUAUUGAUAGAUUGUGAUUCAGAAUUAAUCAUAGCUUCAUUAGAUUUCUUAUAUCAAUACAUUUUACCAGGUAGUUCAAGAAUUAACAUUUUAUUGAAUGAAUCGCAACGUUUUGCAACAUUAAGUACUAUAUUACCAAAAUUAUUAACAUAUAAUGUAAAGACCCCAAAUUAUUCUUUGUUGUCCAAUCAAGAGACUAAACUGAUUAGAAGAAUAAGACCACCUCCAUCAAAGAAUGCACCAAGUUUAUCGGAUGAUCUAUUCCAAAAAUUGUUGAAAUUAAAUGAACCAAUGAGGUCCACCGCAUGGCUGAGAUGUUGUUUUGAACCAAUAUCAGAUGCUGAAGUGAAACAAAUCACUCUAUGGAGAUCAUAUGAAUCAUUAUUUAAUACCAAAGUGAAAGAAUCAGGGAGAAAACUUCUGCCUGCAGUAGAAUUUAUUAAAAAUGUAUCUAAUGCAUUUAAUAAUGCAUCUGCUAUGGUUGUAAAUGACCCACAGACUGGUAAGAAGAGAUUUGUAAUUAAGGGAGUCCAGCCAAGACCAAAUGCAUUAUCCAUAGAAGAUGGUAAUCUCGCCUCUAGAAAAUCAGUAUCAAGCAAACAAAGAUCCAAAUUCCUUAAUCAAUCUGGCUCCAUUAAAGAAGCAGAACAAGAACCACUACCGGAAUUAAGUUUUCCAAAAAGAUUAACUGAUGUCUCUAAAGUUGCUGCAACAUUCUUAUGUCUCAUAUCUAACGAUGAUAAAAGCAGUGGUAGUGAACUAUGUAAAAAGAUUAAGCCUGUUGUGCUUCAUAAAUUAGCUGAUGUGCCGCCUUUAAGUUCAGUAUUGUCGGAAUAUCUAGACAAUACACCAAGUAUAUAG
Molecule: messenger RNA, 1788 nt
Organism: Maudiozyma barnettii
Lineage: Eukaryota; Fungi; Ascomycota; Saccharomycetes; Saccharomycetales; Saccharomycetaceae
Gene: RSC9
Product: Rsc9p
Exons: 1
Coding region: 1-1788 (595 amino acids)
Biological process (GO): regulation of DNA-templated transcription
Molecular function (GO): DNA binding
Source: RefSeq, a predicted model, not a curated record